AUGUUGUACCUGUACUUUAUUGGGCUUGGGUUAGUAGGUGCAAAGGACAUCACCGUAAAGGGAUUAGAAAUUGUAAAGCAAUGAAUUUGUGUCUACUAGGAAGCGUACACGUCCACAUUGACAGUUGCACUGGAGGACUAUGGACGGAAGCUGAUACUGGCCGACGGGGACAUGGUGAAACAGAAGGCUGAUUAGCUCCUGAAAGAGUCUGAGGUCAGUGAGGUGGAAUGUCUUGUGGUAGGAGAUCCAUUUGCCUCCACCACCCACAGUGACAUGGUCCUGAGAGAAGUGAAUGCUGGAAUACAAUGCAGGGUCAUCCAUAAUGCCUCCAUGAACGCAGUUGAAUGCUGUGGCCUCCAGCUGUAGAACUUUGGAGAGACUGUGUCCAUUGUGUUCUGGACAGACACCUGGAGACCGGAAACAUUCUAUGAUGAAACCAAGUAGAACAGGGACUUAGGGAUGCACACACUAUGCCUGAUUGCCAUUAGUGAGGAGAAGAUGUGUGGUCUCGCCAGGGUGGGAGCCGAGGACCAGGCCAUCCAAGACGGCAUCUUGUGA
Messenger RNA from Oncorhynchus gorbuscha (pink salmon), 558 nucleotides. RefSeq names its product diphthamide biosynthesis 5 (gene dph5). Gene Ontology annotation, biological process: protein histidyl modification to diphthamide. Gene Ontology annotation, molecular function: diphthine synthase activity. NCBI's taxonomy places the organism in Eukaryota, Metazoa, Chordata, Actinopteri, Salmoniformes, Salmonidae. The record is from RefSeq and is a predicted model, not a curated record. The transcript is spliced from 6 exons.